UGAGUAUACAUGUGUAUCGGCACUUAUAUUAAUCGGUUUAAAAAGUGAAUGCUUUGCUGUCGUAAUCAUAUAUGAUGGAUAUGAAGACAUUUCAAUUGUGUUUAAUUUUGCUGACACGUGUUUAUGGUGCACAGGAGGCUAGAAUCUUGCCACAUCCAACUGCAACAGUUCUGGAGGGUGAAAACCUGACACUAAGUUGCACAUGGCUUGGUUCAGCAGAUAUCGUCGAAGUUCUGUGGAAUGAAAACGGCAAUUAUAUGGGCUCUAUUUCAACGCAAUGCUAUGUGACAGGCGAACUAAGCAGAGCAACCAAGUUUAGCGCCGACUGCUGGGGGAACAAUUCAUUUGCAAUAACGCUGAAAAGAUUACAAAGGAACAUUCACAAUAAUGUUUGGAAUUGUGUAAUGGUAACAGGUGGAAGUAAUAUCACUAGUGAGAACACAACUAUUUAUGUUCAAGUCGGUAUAUCCAGCGUAGCCAUGCUUACUCCAUCUCCGCUGAAGGUACUUGCGGACAUAAACGUAAGUAUUCAGUUUCAGACAUCAUUAGGACGACCGUACUCCGAGAUGAGUUGUGAAACUCUAGGGGAAAUACGAUUCGCCGAUGGUCAGUCCGAGGGAAAUUACACGACCGAUGGAAUGUCAACGACGUUAGGUACACUGACUCUAAGUCCAACCAGGGACAACAAUACUGUCAUUGUGUACUGCACCGCAAGCAAUGUGGGGCCACAGUUCAAUACCAGCAAGGUCAUCAUCGAUGUUUUAUAUUCGUCAGAGGAACCCAAAUGCCAGCACAAAGGAGAGACCGUUAAAGAUGUCAUACGAAUCCAAGAGGGAAAUGAACUGUGCGUCACGUGUACAAGCAGAAGCAACCCUCCUGCCUAUUAUUACAAUUGGACAACCCCCAAGAACAUGUCUGUAUCGAGUAGCAACUUAUGUAUACCACACGCACAGAUGGACGACAGUGGUUUAUAUCAAUUGUCUGUUGGAAACAUAAUGACACCAACGAAUGGCUCAACCGUUGAAGGACAAAAUAGUACAAAUUUUACAGUCGAGGUUCUUUCUCCACAACCACAAUCAAGCAAGACCUUGUGGAUAGCAGGAGUGGUUAUUGGAGGUUUAGUCGGAACAGUUAUCUUUGGAUUGAUUGCUAUCUGUAUCCGGAAAUAUAAACAGACUCGCAAGAACGUGUCGCCGCAUGAGUAACUUUUGCAAAUAUCUGUUACCACUGGAAAUGGAAGAUGACAAAUGAGAGAAGGCUUAAUAAGAAAUAAUGACGAGUUGUCAUUGGUUACUGUCAUCAGAUAUAAACACAUAUGUUUCUUUUGAACAUAUAUAUUUGUGUUGUGAUAUAAGCAGUUAUUUUUAUCUUCUAUAAUGGUUUGCUCAUAUUUAUGUAUUUAUUAAAAUGCAAUAUUAUUGUCCAUAACAAUUUUGAAAUAGAUAUAUCCGAGCAUUAUUUUUACUAUUCUUCAGUUUUCAGAAUUAAUUGAUCGAGUAAAUAUGUCCAAUGUUCUCCGUUAUUGUAAUUAUAGCAUAAAGAGUGUUUUUACUUUCAUUAAAUUAGAAGUUUUUAUUGUUACAGGUAAAUUUCAAAAUAUAUGACUAUGCUAUUCAAUGUGUGCUGUAUCGUGUUUAAA
Molecule: messenger RNA, 1639 nt
Organism: Dreissena polymorpha
Lineage: Eukaryota; Metazoa; Mollusca; Bivalvia; Myida; Dreissenidae
Exons: 6
Coding region: 72-1205 (377 amino acids)
Source: RefSeq, a predicted model, not a curated record